AUGAGCCUAUCGCCCGAGCUGCACAUUGCGCUUCAGCGCAUAACUGCUUGCAAUAAAAGCGAGCGCUUGCUGAUGGUGGUACGUGACGACCUGAUCAAAAGUUUGCAAGCCGGACAGACCGCAGUGGCUUAUGCCCACGAAGCGUGGAUGCAGCUUGAGCAGUUGGGUGCGGACGUGAUGUCCAUCGGGAGGUUGGUCGGUUUGGUUGACAGGGACAAGUUGCACAAGGCUUUCAAGGACUCCAAGCUGCUGAUGCGUGACAGGGUACAAUCUGACGUCGUUGCUGAGUUGAUGGCGAACAACUACAGCUGGGAGAAGUUCGCCAGGAAUGUGUGCGGCAAUUUCGAAGACGACGACAUGCAGCUUGUCCUCAUGAACCUAGGCCGUCUGGUGGAUCUCAGCGAGCAGAAUUUCUACCCGAGCUUGAUGGAAGUGCCCGGCAUCGUCAACGAUGCUCUUUCGAAGACACGACCAGGAUCCCAAGCGCAGUUGCCAGGCGGCACGACCCGCAACAUUCCAAAGGUGACGUCUGAUGCCAUUUCCCUGCAGGCGUCCUUAGCCGAACUUGGACGUGUUCUUGCCUACCCCGACUUCGUGGACCCAGUGUAUGAAGCCCUGAAGCUGAGCAACGAAGCGAGCCUCGUGUCCAUCCAGCACUCAGUUGCAGCCUGGGCACGUCUGCGCAAUGACGUCGAGGGAAGUGGGGUACUUUCGUGUGAUGACGGGACCCGGAAGUUCCGCAAGCUCGAUUCCCUCCUUCAAGAAGAGGUCCUGUGUACGUGCUAUGCAUUCCUCGGCAAGGACGGUGUUGCGGACUUUGGGAUGGUUGAUCAGCUCAUUCGUGAGCAAUGCGAGUCGAAGAAAAACAUGCCGCCGCUGAGCAUUGAGGCCUUGCUCACGAAGCUGCACACGACACAUUCGCACUUGCAGAAGGCAGUCCUCACAGAGUUGACAUGCUCAGAAAAUGUUUGGAAACGUACCCUGACGAGGAUUGCCCAGCUUCUGCGCAAACCGAAUAGUUGA
Symbiodinium sp. CCMP2456 is the source of this 1023-nucleotide messenger RNA. Lineage: Eukaryota; Dinophyceae; Suessiales; Symbiodiniaceae. The record is from the annotation of a GenBank genome assembly.